AUGGUUGCCGAAUCAGUGGGAUUACCGGCCGAAGAGGCGGUAGAAAAGACCGAAGCCAAUGCUACACAACAAUCAGAAGCCGCCGAAUCAGCAGCACCAGUGAUAACCAUGAGGAACAAACGCCAACCACCUCAAGUCGAGCCUCAAGUUGAUAGUCUGUCAUCGGCACAAGUAGCACUGGAAAGAGCCAUGGGUACCAUUAAUAACGGGUUGGAUGAUGUUGAGGAUGCUGAUGGUAAGGGUUUUUGUUGUUAUUGAAGGGUUGGUUAUGAAAAGGUGGUUUAUAUGAUUAUGCAUUGUCUUAUUAUGGUCUUGCUAGGUGUUAUAGAUGACUAUUAGCUGAUUUUUAAAAAUAAUUGUCAGUAUUUCAAUAAAAAAUGGCGUUAAAAUGCCAAAAAGGCAUAAAAAUGUAUAUUAUAGUGGAUUCUUUUAACUUUUUGCUCAUUUUGCUAUCGAAAUUGUGAAAAAAAGUUGUCGUAACCGACAGAAGAGAUUAUAAACUUAUCAAAAAAAGUAUUUGACAUAUGUAUUUUGGUCAAGAAGUUUAUGGAAAAAUCGAAAGUAAACUGAAUUUCGCCCAAAACAGGCUAUUCUGAUCGUUUUCGAUCAAAUUCUAUGAAGUUUUUGAUCAACUAAACAUCCAAAAUGUAUUGAAAAGUAUUGUGUUAUAGAGGUAGAAGAUUAUAAAUUUACUUUAAAAUGUAUUGUAGUUUUAUCUUGGUCAAUAAGUUUCAAGAAAAUUUGAACAGAAACUCAGUUUUGGCUCAAAAACAAAGAUUUUGGCUUGUUUUCGGCAAAUUUUAAAGCAUUUUAGACAGUACUAGAUCAGUAUUUUAGAAAAAAUGAAUACAAAAUCAUAGAUAUGAAUCUUCUUGAUGUAACUCAAUACUAUUUUUAGAAAUCCGCCGACUAGACUCCCAGCUAGAUCACCUAAACGAGUACAUGGACAAGGUGGAGGAGCGGCUGAAGGCACACAACGCGCGACUGGUCGAAACCUUAAAUCAACAGAAACAGGAGCGGGAGAAGCGACGACAGAGCUUUCAUGAGGUAAUGAUGCGGCUUAUUUUUAAAAAAUUUAAAUUUAGUUUUGAUUUUUGGGCCGGGAAUGAAGUUUUGAAGGUAUAACAAGCUCCAUACACAGGGUCCGCAAAAAGUUCUGUUACACGGUUUUUUAAACAAAUAUUUAUUUUAACAACAAACAUAACUAAAACAACAACUAACAAUAGUAACAUAUAGUACUAUUUAUAACAUAGUCAAUCGGUUUCGAAGUGUCCCUUGCGGCUUGUAUAGACUUUGAUGAGCUUUUUCUUGGUAUAUUGAGUUUAUUAUGGGCUAUGGCUUUCUAUUAACGGUAAACCCUAGAAAAUUGGUUGGUAUUAAGAUAGGCAUCUUGUUGGUACAUAGAUUUUACCAGAAUAAUGGAUGAUAUUGUUUUAGAGACAACAAACCAGCCGCCAAGAAGACGACGAGUUCCAAAAACAGUUGGCCGAACUGCUUGGCCAAAUCAGCAUGUCCAAGAAGCGGACUUCAAUCUUGGCUGAUUUGGAUCUGUCACCGCCUCAAGAAUAA
Molecule: messenger RNA, 1569 nt
Organism: Bursaphelenchus okinawaensis
Lineage: Eukaryota; Metazoa; Nematoda; Chromadorea; Rhabditida; Aphelenchoididae
Source: the annotation of a GenBank genome assembly